UCAAGACACGCCUCCAGCGAAACAGGUCCUAACCCUAGAUCGAUGCUGGCGGCGGAGAGGGAGGUUGAUGCGUUGCUGACGGCGGAGAAGCGGGAGGUGGUGUGCCGUUUCCGCGAUUGCAUAUGCCGCUGGUUGUAUUUUUCCCUGACAACCCGCGUCGCCCCCGGGAUUGACUACGUCGACAUCCCCGAUGCCGACCGCCGCCCCGCCUGGUCGCUGCUCGUCGGCGUCACCGACGGCGCCUCCUCCCUACUGGUGAGCCGUAUCCGCGUGGCGCGAUCCGGGCGUAUCCUCGGCCGGAGCGACGACGCGCUCGACGUCUUCCACAACAUGGUCCUCGCCAACCCGCCACGGGACACCUUCGAAGCUGCCGCCGCACCCCUGGCUCCCGAUUGCUCCUCGAUCUGCGUCGUGCGCUGCUACGACGACGAUGAGCAACCCCAGGCACUGCAGCUAACUCUCCAGCCGCACACCGACGAUGACACCAUGGAGUUGCCUUUGCCGGAGCUUGAAGGGGCUUGUCCUUGCAUACCAAUCUACGCCGACGGCCACAUCUGGGUUCUGUCCGCCACCCUGCUAGACGAUGACAUCGACUCGUUCCGCGUCGUCACGCGACGCCUUGUCGACGGCAUGCGGUGGGAGCACGUCGGCGCCCCCUUCACCGGCUCUGUCAUACACUACAAGCGCCCGCCGUGGUCCGGCUACUUCCUCCAAGGCUACGCCGUGCUCCCCGACACCGACCAGAUCCUCGUCUCCUUCCAGAACUUCGGCCUCUUCCUCACCUUCCACACCAAGUCUGGCCGCUGGACCCCGGUGCUCACCGACACCGAAGAACCAAGGUUGGAAGACUACCUUCCUAUCCACGGCCGCGGCAUAUAUGUCCGGCAGCACCAAGCCGUCUACAUGCUGCGCGACAGCACUAUCUACGCAUACAAGCUCUCCUACCACAAGCGUGCUCAGGGGACGCCGCUGCUCAAGCUGGAUCCGCCUGUGACCAUCGACUUCAUCUGCCCUUUCAUUCCCGAGAAAGGGUAUGGGAUCCUCACCCGCCUCACCGACCGCCUCUUGUGCUCCGUCUGGAUCAGUCUCGCGUGGCGCAAGCCAGCAUGCCCGUGCCACUACCUGCACGCCAUCGUCACCACCUUCCACCUCCGCGACGAGUUUCAGGGAGGAAUCAAGGUGCUGCACUCUACUUACCGCCGGGUAGACAUUGUGCCCAACCCACUGGCGGACCAGAACUUCUGUUUUCUACAGGAGUACGCGGACCAGGGCUCUCUGGUGCUGGAACAACAUGAAGAAAUGCAAGAGGAUCUAAUCAGUUCCCAGCAUGUCGAUGAACCAUCUGAGAUUCUUAGUUGUUGCAGAAGAAUGCUGGAUAUCCGCAAAGUAAAACCCAGUCCCGUUCGCUUCAGUGAUCGUUACAUUAUCCGCGACUGGUCUCGCGAGCCAAAGAAGCCCUCCUCGACAAUUCCUCCUUUGGGAGUUGGGACCGAGUCGCAGCAUUCAGGUUGACUUGACCGAAAAUGCUGAUGCAAAGCUGAUAUGGGGCGUGUUCCAUAUCAACAGCCGUCGUCGUCGCUGUAAGAUUCGCGCUCCGGGCCCACGAGCUGCAAGGUUUGACCGGGCCUUUUUCUCCAAUACGAGAUUGCAGCAGUACGAUACGAGAGUAUACGGUGGGGCCCUGCUCACCUGUAUGGUACUGUACAAGCGGAGACGAGACUCACACCCUCAGGCGAGAGCGGAAUCGGCAUCUAGAUCCAGACGCCCACCGGCGAUGCAGGUCCAUCGUUCUCCCUGUCCUCGCCUCCUAUUCCUCUGCUCGUCCGUGCGUCGACCAGAUCCGAGGAAGAUCUGAGAGAGCUUCUCCAUGGCGGCCACCAAGGAUUUACCGGUCUGCUACUCAGUGGCCGGGCCUCGCCAGUCGCCAUGCCGCGUGCUCUUCCGGCGUCAAGGGAGCUUCACAGCUUGCAGUACCGGAGUCGGGCUCGCUUGACUGUUGCGCCAAGUAUGGGGAUGGGCGACGGCGACCCGAGGCUUCCCCGUGAUCUGUUUCUUUGGUCUGCACUCUGCGUUUCCUUUUUCUUUACCUGGAGGUGCCAUUUUUAUCACAGCACCCAGCUUUGCGAUCCCCAUUUCCUUCAAUUGGUUCCCUCUGCUUUUUUUUUGUUCGAUCUCAAUAGUUUGGUAUGCUACAGUAUUCUAAGUUCUUCUCCAGUCCUUUGAGUUCAUUUUUUGUGGUAGAUUGUAUUGUAUGAUAAUCCAUAUGACAAAUUACUACAAAUUUAUAUUCGGAAUUUUUUUCUAAACUUUAUAAAUAAAUUCACAACUUUACAAUAGCUAACAGUGAAUCUUGUACAUCAGUACCCAUAAAGAUUUUUGUUCGGGAUCUUUUCCUACCAGUUGCAAAUGCGUUCGGCUUACUCCUGUUCGUUUCAUAAAUUAAUUCUGUGCUUUAGUAUUCUAGACAAGCAUAGACGACGCUGAAGUUUAAAAAUCAAUAGAUCAGUACCCGUCAAUUGCAGAUGCACUUGUUGGCCACCAUUUUCAAAGCAGGUCAGUCUGCAAUCUAGCUGCAGGUUUAGGCAAUAAAUGAUCAGCUCAGGGGCGGCUUGUAGUGUUGUAUGUGCUACCAUUUGGAACCUUUUUAAUUAGGGAGUAGUUUUGUUGAAGAGUGUUGUUUUAUAUUAUGAUGUCUUCCGUAGCUGUGUGUUCUAAUUUAAUGCCUGAAGUUAUUUUAAUGUAUCCCACACUGUUAGAUUUACUAUUUACCGUAUUUAGUUAUGAAGUUGUUUAUGGCGAGAUAGUCAGUCAACAUAGCAUAUGUUUAUCCCCCAUAUAAGGCUUCCAAAUAGCCCGUAUCUAUGCCCCAGGAGAAGUUUAUGAUGCACAUAGCUCUUUCUGUUUUAUUUGUUGCUUUUGGUAGCAAAUAGCAGGUUAUGGUCAAUCUGAAUCUAAAUGAAUGUAAAGUUCUCCCAUCUUUGGCAGUUUUCAUGCUGGCUUUCUUAUUUCUAUUGUUCUGUGAAAUGUUUCAGUUCUGAGGUUUUCAUUUAUUGCUAUAUGUCUAUUGCAUUAUUCACGUUCAGUGAAGUUCUCUAUGGUCAAUUCACAUCGAUGUCGUCUUUUAUCAUUCAGAUGUCGCCAUGGCGUAUUCCGGACAGCCAAGGCAGGAGCCGAGACGGGACCGGAAAAUCCAUUCUCAGUGUGGCUGUGCUUACCCUCGUGCGUCACCGCGAGGAUUGUGCUAGAGCUGCAUCUUGGGCGGCGGCGACUGGAGGCUCCCAUGGAUCUGGGUUCUACGUUUACCUUUAUUUUUCGAUCUGGGCCCACAUUUUUUUACAGCCUCCGGUUUUCGUCUCGGUUUUACAUGGCGGCCACCAUCAUCGUCCUCACAUAUUUUCUGGCUGCAGGAGGAUUUCAGUAGUAGAAAUUUAGACUAUUGAAUGCACAGCUUUGCCACUUCAAGUUGUAGAACUUUCUAAACAAGUUAGCACUUUGUUGUUGCAGGUCUAAUUACUUAGUGCUUCGGAUUGUUGUGUGAUGGAUUGUUGUUUAUGGUAAUUAGGACAUGAGUUUGAUGUAACACCCGUGGAUGAUUAGCCUACAUAUUAAGUUAUUCCAUUAGGUGUGCUCAUUACACUUAUAUCUAUGCUGUUAUAUGUAAUUCACCAUUAGGGUGUAGUUUCUAAAUAUUCUGCUCCAAAGAGAUGUGUCGUUGCUGUCAUAAGUUGGAGGAUAUUUUUUGCUCA
Messenger RNA from Lolium perenne, 3746 nucleotides. RefSeq lists its product as uncharacterized. The record is from RefSeq and is a predicted model, not a curated record. NCBI's taxonomy places the organism in Eukaryota, Viridiplantae, Streptophyta, Magnoliopsida, Poales, Poaceae.